UGAAACCAUACUAGUACACCACAAAUUAGAGGAGGAAAGCACUAACUUUAUUUUCCGUACGCAAAGCUACAUAACAGUUGACAUGAACGAAUUACGUAACAGACAAGUUAUAAAUAGAGCACGAAAAGGAGAUUUACUGGAAUUUCCCAGAGGAUUCUACUCGCACUGGGCUGUUUAUAUAGGAAACGAAGAGGUAGUACAUUUAGCUGGUAUUGAUAAUGAUGGUAUCAACGGGAAUUCAAACCCUAGUCACGUAUUUUCCAUUUGUGGAAAGACUUACAAAAAGGCUGUGGUCAAAAUGGAAAACUUCUGGACAGUGGUUGGGGAUUCUGAGGCAAAAAUAAACAACAACAAGGACAGGAAAUGCAGUCCACAUCCAGCGCACAAAAUUGUCCAAGAAGCUUUAAAGAAAUUAGGAGAAAUUGGUUACAAUGUUUUAUGGAAGAAUUGUGAACAUUUUGCAGCCUACUGUAGAUACGGCGUGAACUGGUCAGAACAGGCUGACAAAGCCCUGGGUGCCAUUAUGUGGACGGGAGCAGCUGUGAUGGUCGGUGGUUUACUUAUUGGAAUGUUUGGUGGGAAAAAAGAAGAAAACUAGAAUAUGUGUACAUUACAAUAUUUCCCUAUGAACAGUAAUUUAUAGUAUCAAAAUACA
Saccostrea cuccullata (small rock oyster) is the source of this 655-nucleotide messenger RNA. Its product is annotated as phospholipase A and acyltransferase 1-like. The transcript is spliced from 5 exons. Gene Ontology annotation, molecular function: A2-type glycerophospholipase activity; glycerophospholipid phospholipase A1 activity. Gene Ontology annotation, biological process: N-acylphosphatidylethanolamine metabolic process. Gene Ontology annotation, cellular component: cytoplasm. The record is from RefSeq and is a predicted model, not a curated record. NCBI's taxonomy places the organism in Eukaryota, Metazoa, Mollusca, Bivalvia, Ostreida, Ostreidae. Bases 83 to 598 code for a protein of 171 amino acids.